AUGCUUGACACCCCAACAAAUGAAAAGCCCUUCAACAGAAUUACCGAGUUGAUGACGAAGACUUUCAAGACGCCGGUCUCCCUUAUCACACUGGUGGCGGACCCAUCGCGAGUGUGGUUUAAGAGUAAGGUUGGACCGUUUGGGGCAUGUGUGGAUCGGGAUGGUUCGUGGUGCAACUACGUGCUGGUUCCCUCGACACCAGAGAUCCUCAUAACAGAGGAUGCCAGCAAGGAUGCGCGUCUUGCACAUAAUCCCUAUGUGGCUGGCGAGCCUUUCAUUAAAUUCUAUGCUGGUGCGCCGCUUGUGGGCUCGCACGGUGAGCGCUAUGGCACACUGUGCAUCGUGGACCUGAAACAACGUGCUUUUACCGCGGAGAUGUACGCGUUGCUCAACAAUUUCGCUGCGCUUGCAGUGGAAGAAAUUGAGCGCAACAAGCCGCUCAUGGACAUCGUUGACGAAGCAUCUCACAAUGACGUAUCAAGGAACCGCAGCUUGGACAUGUCCUUGACCGCUUCGCGCGAUGGCGUCAUCAUGCUUGAUGUGCGCGAAAGCGGCUGGCCCAUCAGCUAUGCCAACCCAGCGUUCGAAUCUUCCUCGGGGCUGGACAUAGACGACCUGGCUGGGAGUGACUUCUGGGAGCUCUUCGAAGGCGAGGGGAAGGAUGAGCUGGAUAUUGCGAAGAUCCUCGGCGUCGGUGAUGCGUUCGAGAUGAGUUUCUUCUGCGAGAAGUCAAAACGCUGGCUCACCCUCAAGCUGAUGCCAGCCACCUCUGACCGGCUGGCCCCUAGCAAGGCCACUGGUAUCCCCAGCUGGGUGCCGAGCGCGUAUGACCCACCGGACACCAAGCUGGGCUUUGACGUGGAUGAUGACAAGAAGGUUGAGGUCACCAAGCGCCAACAAAGCGAACUCAUGGAUGUGGCAGACGCCAAAUGCUUUUGGUUCGCCAUCGUUCUCUCCGCCGAAUCUGACGCGUCCACAGCAUAUGGGUCGGAGGGAAAAUCUUCCGGGGCAAGAACUUCCAGUGGAAGGCGGUCGACUGAAGCGUCCUCAGGCAAGGGAGGAGCAUUCGACGGCUACCAGUCUGGCUUUGGCGAGUACAACCCACCCACGGAAUUGAGCCAGCUCCAAUUGGGGCCGCUGCUGGGGAGUGGCAGCUUCGGAAAAGUGUACCGGGGCACCAGUGACGGCACUGCCGUGGCCGUCAAGCUGAUCGAUUGCCGGGGCCGUGAAGAGGGCGCGACUGACGAUCAGCUCGCCGAGGUACAGCUGACCUGUGAUUUGGACCACCCAGGAGUCGUCAAGAUUCUGGCGCACGGGGUCUCGACUGCGAAGUCUGGUCGCCAUGAGAUUAAAGUCGUGUGGAUUGUACAAGAGCUUUGCAACAUGGGCACCCUUCAUGAUGCAGCAGAGCGCGGUUGGCUGCGGGUGAAGCGCAAGAUCACUGCGCCGCCUGACAUGGCUACUGUACUUCCGACCCUCCGCGACAUUGCGGACGCUAUGGCCUACGUGCAUGACAAGUCCAUCAUCCAUGCCGACCUCAAUGGCCGCAACGUGUUGCUUACCAGCUCAGCUUCCGACCCACGUGGCUUCGUGGCCAAAGUCUGUGACUUCGGCAUGUCACGGUUGACGAAGGACGGUCCCAUCAACACCAACGUCCUUGGUACCAUCACCCACAUGCCGCCAGAGUUGCUGAUGGACAACCUGCUGGCCCCCGUCGCCGAUGUGUGGGCCUUCGGCAUCAUCGGGUGGGAGACGUACUACGGUAAAAAGAUUUACUGCGGCAAAUCGCCCCCCCAAAUCGUCAUGACCGUCAAGAAGAACAUCCCCCUUGAGUGGCCAGCCGAAGCCCCCCAAGAGUUUGUGUCCUUGAUGAAGAAGGGUGCCCAGAGCAGAGUGUGCUCGUGAUGAUGGUCGCAAUCUCGGUAUAGACUUUGCAUGCUAGCUCCUAUCCUCUUGGAACUGCGUAGCAGUAGCUGCCUGAACGCCACCAUGUCGGGCAGAUCGCCCCAGGAAUCUUAUAGAUUCUGCUUGCCGCUUGGGGCAAGCAUUCCUAGUCCUGGUUUGCCCGGUAAGCCCUGGUAGCCAGUAAGCCUCGCAGAUCUGGUCACCGGCAAGCCCAGGUAAGAAUUCGUUUUAGUCUCGUUGUUAUUUUGCGUGUUCCCCCCCUCCCCCUGGGCUGACUCACAGCAGUGCCAUUGGCCUUCGAUGAUCGCCCUUGUCCGGAGACAAUUUUCGAGCUGCUCCUCCUCUUCCUCCUCUGCCCC
Molecule: messenger RNA, 2264 nt
Organism: Prorocentrum cordatum
Lineage: Eukaryota; Dinophyceae; Prorocentrales; Prorocentraceae
Source: the annotation of a GenBank genome assembly